This is a messenger RNA of Lynx canadensis (Canada lynx), 5356 nucleotides long. Its product is annotated as caspase-12-like. The coding region runs from base 2496 to 4076 and encodes 526 amino acids. Gene Ontology annotation, biological process: proteolysis. The record is from RefSeq and is a predicted model, not a curated record. Gene Ontology annotation, molecular function: cysteine-type endopeptidase activity. NCBI's taxonomy places the organism in Eukaryota, Metazoa, Chordata, Mammalia, Carnivora, Felidae. The transcript is spliced from 13 exons.
AAAUAAAUCUUAAAAAAUGAAACUAAAAAGUGAAUUCAAAGAUGAUAAAAAAAAGAAGGUGCAUAAACCAAGGGCAGGACUUUUUAAAGUGCGCAAAAUCAAUAAAAUAUCCAUUCACUCAGUAAAACUACAAAUAUUCAAUAAUGACUAUAUGGCAGGCAUUUGGCACUGAGAACAAAACAAAGUUCCUCUCCUUAUGGAGCUUGUACUUUAACAGGGAACAGGGAGAGAAUAUAUAGAAACUAAAUAAAUACACAGUUUAUCAGCAGAGUAGACGUGAUGUAGAGAGGGAGCCCAUCAUGGGACAUGUGAAGGAAGAACAUUCCAGACAGAGGGAAAAGCGAGGAGAAAUGGGCUGAGACAGGAACAUGCUUGAUGUGUUUGAGCAGGAGCAACGAGAUGAUGGCUGGAAAUCCACAGACAAAGAGGAGUGGUGGAAAGUUAGGACAUGAGAUAAAGGAAUUCACCAUGUCCAGACUAUAUAAUGUGCCAUUGCUAUAAAAGACCUUCCACUUUUACUCUAAGAUAGAAAACUGUAGACAAUGUUGAGUGGAUGAAUGAAUUAAAUGGUCAGAGUUACAUUUUAUUGAGAUCAGUCUGGCUCCCGGGUGGAGAUGAGAAUGGGAAGGAUGAGGCCAAGGUAGACCCAGAAACAGGACUUGGAAGGCUAUGGCAAAAAUUCAGAGUUGAGGGCAGUCCAGAUCUGGAUGACGGAUGCAGAGGGCAAUCUUUGCGUUCUGAAGGUAAAGCUGACAGAAUUGGAGAAAAUGAGAGAAAGAGUGUAGGACUUAAAUGUUCUACUCUUGGACACUAGAAGAAUAAAAUGGAAAACAUUCUAACAGGGGGUAGGUUUGGGGGCACUGAGACAUCUGGUAGGCAGUGAAAUAGAUGCCCAUUGGAUACCGGCUAUAUGAGCCCGGCAUUCAGGGGGCAGGCAUGGGCUGGAGGGGAAACUUUUGUGCUGUCCUCCUAUGUAUAAACGGUAUCAAAAACCAAGCUGCUGCCUGAGGCUGCUGAAUGAAGGAGGACGGACAGAGCAGAGGCCCUGAGAUGGGAAGUCACUGGCCAAGUUCACCAAGAAAAGCAGCCAGUGACGUCAUGGGAGAACAAAGACAGGCUUGUGAUCUGGAAGGCGAAUGAAGGGUUUCCGGAAGAGGAGCAAAUAUCACUAGGAAAUGCUUCUAACGUCAAAAACUGAGACAGUACCUAAUGUGUUGAUUCUUAUAAAUAUCUGUCAUACAUUGUGAAACUGUAAAAAGCAAAUGACUGACAAGAUGAGGGAAAAGUUAGAGGUAAAUGUGUUUAUCUAUUGGGGAAUAACAAACUGUCCCAAAACUCAGUGGGUCAGUCACCCGUGUGGUCCUUCUCGUCUCUGGGAUUCUCCAUUUGUCUGAGAUCACCGGCACACAGGCUAGGAAUCUACUGACAUUUCUGGGAUCGUUUAUGUAUUAGUAAAACGUCUGGCUUUGGAAGCCUGAAGCUGGUCUCCGAUGGCCUGUCCGGGGCCACUGGGCUCUUCUCCACGUGACGUCUGUCAUCUUCUAGCAACCCAGCCCAGGUAUCCAAGAGGGGGAAGAGUGCCAUGCCUCUGAAGACCCGGGCACAGAGAGUUGCGGUGUCCAUUUACCGCAUCAUGAUGGCAAGACCAAGUCGUAGGUGAGCUACCAGUCAGAGCAAAGGGUUCAAAGAGACUGGAGAUGCAGGCCAUCGACAAAAUCAGUAUUGUACUGAGUGCUUUUUACAAGCACAGGAACAAAACUUUCAAUGAUGCGAGCUAAGCAUAUACUGGGGUUACUUUGUAGUGUGAGACUAUUUGGGUGGAUGAUCUUAUUUCAUUUCAUAAAAACUGUGUUACUUAAUUGCAAUUGUGAACCCAUGUUAAAAAAAAAAAAAAAAAAAAACUCUAAUUUUAAGUAAAAGAGUCAACCAAGAGAAAUAUACACAUUUUCCCCAGAACUGACAAGCGGGCAGAUGAGGAACAAGAGAAGAAAAAAGAUCGCUUAUCUGGGUUUUUAAAAACAGUGACAGGGAGUACCCCUGUGUGUCACUUUCCAGCUCCAGUUAAACCUCGCAAACUCACACGUCAUUCAGGGGUUGGGCGGACCUCCGUCCAGUGAGGCCUCUCUGCCACUGGGUGGCUGACAGAUGGCACUGAGACAAACGAGGGUCUAUUUGAUUUAUUAACCGUGUCAAAAAUACACUGCAACACACAACACAGCAACUGUGAGACAGAAGAAGGAAAAGCCAGGUUUUGCUUCCUGUUUUUCAAAGGAAAUAAGGUAUAGAUCAGAAGACGGGUCAAAUUCUUUCUUUGCAAAGACAAAGGAACCUGAAAAGCUGUAGUUUCCCGUUUAGAUUUAGGUAAUAGCAGCCAAUCCACUAAGAGCAGAGAUAGAAGGCUGCUUUCAUUUUCACUCCUUUUCCUGCCCAGAGAGCCUCAGCAGCAACAGCCGACAAGACAUCACCCCAAGGUCCGGCCCUACGACAAAACGGGGAUGGCCGGCAAUAGGGUGAACGACUUUAUUGAGGACUUGAAGGGAAAGAAGGUGUUAACAAAGCAAGAGUUACGUGCAAUAGGGAAAAGAGUGGACCUCAUCGUGGAUAAGACUGAAGGCCUGAUUGAUGGUCUCAAUGAGAAAUCGGGAAUAGUAGGAAAAAUAUUAGUGAAAAGUAUCUUCGGUCCCAAAGGCGAGCUGGCUUUAGAAAUUCUUGAUGAAAUUGAGAAUUAUGACUCUGACAACAGCGGGUCAUAUUCCUCUUCGACAGAAUAUGAAGAUGAAAGUGAAGAAAGUGAAGAAAAUGAAGAAAGUGAAGAAGAGGAAAAUGCUGAGUCACCCCAGGAAAUGGAUCCCCCGACAGAAGACACCAAACCUGCUGGCUCAUGUGAACCCUCAAACCUCACUGAGGACAAGAAAUCACCCCAAGAUCUGGUCAAUGACAAAAAGGGGAUUGCCCAUGGCAUGCUUGGUACCUUUUUUGCGGACUUGAAGGAAAAGAAGGUGUUAAAAGAACGAGAGAUACAAACACUAGGGGAAACAGUGAAUGUCAUUGUGGAUAAGACUGAAGGCCUGGUUGGUGAUCUCACUGAGAAAACUCAAAUGGUGGGCAAAAUGCUAAAGAACCAUUUCUUCAGUACCAAGAGCGAGGCGACUAUAAAAAUUCUUGAUGAAAAUGAGAAGGAUGAAUCUGGCAAAAUCAAGUCAUUUUCCUCCUCAACAGUUUUUCAGGUACCCCAGGCUUCCCAAAUCAAUGUGCUGAAGCUUUGUCCUUGUAUCCAUUUUAAGGAACCAAAGACAAUAAUAGCACAUGAGAUCUAUCCAGUGAUGGAGAAGAAGAGCCGAAUGCGCCUGGCUCUCAUCAUUUGCAAUAGAACAUUCGAUUAUCUUUCUGAGCGAGAAGGCUGUGAAAAGGACAUUUCGGGGAUGCGAGAUCUGCUGGAGAACCUUGGAUAUUCAGUGGUUAUAAAGGAAAAUCUCACCGCUCAGGAAAUGAAGGUCGAGCUGAAGCACUUUGCCACCCGCCCAGAGCACCGCUUCUCAGACAGCACGUUCCUCGUGUUCAUGUCACACGGCAUCCUGGACGGGAUCUGUGGGACAAAGCACAGGGAGGAAGAGCCAGAUGUCCUUCACGACGACACCAUCUUCCAGAUUUUCAACAAUCGCAACUGCAAGAACCUAAAAGACAAACCGAAGGUCAUCAUCAUGCAGGCCUGCCGAGGCAAAGGCAACGGGGCCGUCUGGGUGACAGAUGUGGGAGAAGCCUGUGCAUGGCCGGAAAACCAGCCCUUAGCACCCUACAUCUUCAGUGAUGCCGUACAAAAGACCCAUGUGGAGAAGGACUUCAUCGCUUUCAAAUCUUCGACUCCACAUAACGUUUCCUGGAGACUGAACACAGAUGGCUCUGUCUUCAUUUCCCAUCUUAUCCGCUACUUCAAAAUGUAUUCUUGUUGUCAUCAUUUGGAGGAGAUUUUCCGAAAGGUUCAAUAUUCAUUUGAGACUCCGAAUAUAAUUACCCAGAUGCCCACGAUUGAGAGACUCUCCAUGACACGAUAUUUCUACCUCUUCCCUGGGAAUUAAAACUCAUACACAGCAUCUCAGGGAAACUGGGCCAUUAUGUACUCGACGAACCUACUACUUUAAAAGGGCAAUGUCUGCUCGUGAAUAUUUUUAUACGAAACUUCCCAAAUGCCCACCUUCAACCAAGGCCAAGUGAAAAUCAAUGUCAUAUUGUUGCUGAGUUAGUACUUACUACAUUUUUAAAAAAUUUUGUUUGUUUUCUCAAGUUAUUGUAAGGGUAAAACAUUUUCGUUGCAAAACAAAGUUUAAGUAUAGAAAAACAUUUAAAAAUAUUUAAUGAAUAAGUGAUUACAUUAAUAGGUGUCCUGGUAUUAGGCAAAGAUCAUAUUCUCGGGAUAAACUCUUCUCUGUUAUAAAGGAUCAUUCACGUACUCUCCACUUGGAAGACUAUUACUAACAUUUGACUUGGGACAUUUACAUUAUAGACUGAAUUCUCAUUUAUUUUGACUCAUUUCUAACUUGGCCAUAGGAUAUUUUGGUAAUAUUUUUUAAUGAACUACAAGUAGUAUUUUUUUUUUGAUUCCUAGAAUGUGAAAAAUCUUUGUCCCUGAGUUCACUUAUGAGUUCUUCUAAAAACAUAUACAAAGGCCAGUGUGAAUUUAUUUCUUAAUAGUAUGUUUUUAUUAUCAAAAUGUUGAUUUUUUUAAAAAAAGUACCCAUACAUAUCUGCAUCUGUAUACUCAUUAACUUUCAAACUAUAGAUGAAAGCCAAUGUGUAUAAUCACUAAAAAAAAAUAACAAAAACAAAAAAACAAAAAAAACUUUAUUUUGUUUGAAUCUUGAGAACAUGGAGAUUAUGUAAAAAUAUCCCUUUAGAACUGAAAGUGACAAAGAGGGAAGUGAAAAUCAAGUUCCAUGAAAUGAUUUAUGUUCUCUCUCUUCCAUCCUGUGGUCUUACUUCCUCUCUCUCUACAUACACAAACUCACAGAUGAAUUUAGAAAGCUAACUGUGUAAGAUACUCUAUGACCUGCACUUGUGUUGAUUCAAAAUUAACAUCUAGGAUUAAAGGGAGAUGUGAAGCAUCAGUAAUAUACAUAGCCUAAGCUUAAGAGGGUGGGGGAAGGCGAUCAAGGGCUGACUGGGGGCUGGGUAGUCUCCUUCCUGUCCCUUUUCACUCAGCCCCUUAUAUUCUGAAGGUCACAUCUCCAGCUGUUGGAGCUACAGCUCUUAAAGUCAACAAAAGUGCAGCCUAGUCAGCAAGAAAGAGGAAGAACCAGCAGACACAGGCCCCCUCCCUUUCAGGAAGUCUUCUCUUCCUAUAAACCAAGAACCACCACUG